Messenger RNA from Zalophus californianus (California sea lion), 2925 nucleotides. It is a transcript of the gene ZNF683, whose product is annotated as zinc finger protein 683. Gene Ontology annotation, molecular function: histone deacetylase binding; RNA polymerase II cis-regulatory region sequence-specific DNA binding; DNA-binding transcription factor activity. Gene Ontology annotation, biological process: cell fate commitment; regulation of transcription by RNA polymerase II. The record is from RefSeq and is a predicted model, not a curated record. Lineage: Eukaryota; Metazoa; Chordata; Mammalia; Carnivora; Otariidae. Gene Ontology annotation, cellular component: nucleus; cytoplasm.
UGGGAGCAAGGAAGGGAUUGGCAGGUAGAAGCUGUUUAGGGCGGGAACUUGAGGGACUGUGUCCUCAGCCUGCCUCCCAGGACAUUCCUAGCUGGGCCUUUCAGGGAUUGGAGAUCCAGAAAUCUCCAAGACCACUUCCCUUUUUGUUUCUAACCAAGAGGUUGUCCAGACUUUUUUGAGAAUUGGGAGCAGAGUGUGAUGCCAGGAGGGGGUGGAGUUGGCAGGUGGGAGAUGGAAGCCAACCGUGUGUGUGACUCCUCCUCGGGAGGUGAGACUAGGGCCUUCUGUGGGUGCCCCCCUGUGAUUCCAGCAAGGCGGUAGGGGAGGCAGGCUUGUGGCCUUGGAGGCUGGGAGGGCUCCAGCUUUGGGCGCAUGGAGUUUGGGUGGAUCAAGACUGCAAGGGGUGCUGCAAGCUCCUCCAUGAAUCUGGGAAAGGCAGGAAGCUGUCUGUACAGUGAAAGAAGGUGGAGAAGCGGGGUGCUAACUGAGCAGACAGCAAAGGAAUCAGGGCAUCUUCCUGUCAGCAGGGGCAUGAAGGGGGAAUCUGCUCCAGACUUGAACUGUUGCCACAAGGCUAAGGCUCUGAGGAGUACAGGGGGCUCCCUGUCCUGCAGCCUGGACUUCCAGCUCUGCCCAGGUGACCAGGUCUUCUCAGCUUGCACGCCACUCUCCGACACAGUGGAUGCCCAUGGCUCAUCAUGUCCCAGCUGGCUGUACCCCUUGCCCCUGGCACCAGCCAGGUCUGCCUUGCUGACCUGUCCCCAGGGCCUGGACCUAUAUCUGUGCACCCUGCAGCCGACACCACCGAGCACAGCCCCACAGAGUCUUAGACGUGAUGUCUUGAGCACAAAGCACCAGCCACCAGGGCUGCAGGCCGGCUCCACUGAUGAGAAACUCAUGGCCAAGUACCGUGCGAGCAGGGACAAGAGGGGAAGCCAGCAGGAAAGAGCCAGCGAGGGGGCCCUCCGCCCAUCAUUCUCUCCUCACAGCGGCUCUUUGCCAACCCCCUGCUCCUGCCCACUGCCCACUCCCAUCUCCAAAGAACUCCCAUUCUCCCUCCACUCCUUCUAUCCUGAGUACCCACUUCUGCCUCCACCGCACCUGUUCACCUAUGGGGCCCUACCUUUUGUCCAAUAUCCCCUUCUCUUCAUGCUGCCCCCAGGCCCUUCCUACCCCAACAUGGCUAUGCCCAGCUUGCUGAUGAGUAUCAAUGAGCCCGGGCACCCUACUGCCCAGAGGGAGACACUGUAUCCUUACCCAGGGGCCUCCCAAGCCUCUGGCCAAAGCCAACCUUCCCAGGCCCAGAGUCAAGGUCCUGGAGCUGCCAGGACCCACUCCCCAGGGCCAAAGAGCGUGGGCAGGGCGGCUCCAGCAAGGCGGGCGUCUGCGGGCUCCCGGCCAGGCACCACAGCUCUGCCUUACCCACUGAAGAAAGAGAACGGCAAGAUCCUGUACGACUGCAACGUGUGCAGCAAGAACUUCGGACAGCUCUCCAACCUCAAGGUCCAUCUGCGUGUGCACAGUGGGGAGCGCCCAUUCCAGUGUGCCCUGUGCCAGAAGAGCUUCACCCAGCUCGCCCACCUGCAGAAGCACCACUUAGUGCACACUGGGGAGCGGCCCCAUGAAUGCCUGAUGUGCCACAAACGCUUCAGCAACUCCAGCAACCUCAAGACCCACCUGCGCCUGCACUCGGGGACCCGGCCCUUCUGGUGCAGUGUCUGUCCCCGGCGCUUCACCCAGCAUGUUCACCUGAAGUUGCACCACCGCCUGCGGCCUUGUGGCCUAGCACACACCCACCUGCCCUUGGCGUCUCUUGCCUGCCUUGCCCGAUCAAGCCUAGAUCUUGCAGCGCUGCCAUCGGAGAGGCAGACGGGCUGGGGUUUGGAAAAGGUCAAGGUGUCCUUGGCAUCUGGGGGAAAGUAUGGGCAGCCAGCCUGAGCCCUGGUGCCAGGACUGCCCCGGGGAGGGGGCAGGAGCCGAGCAAUUAAAGGAUUUUCUCUAUGGCGAGUUGAGGCCUCCCAGACUUCAGCAGUGGCGGGGGAGCGGGGAGGGAGGAAGCAACUGUGUAUCUGUCAGACUUCACACAUUACCUAGAAGCAGGUCAGAGAACCCAGCCAGGGAGAGCUUGUGAUGCCCGCUCACGGGGUGGGUGCUUGCAGCCAUCCACAUCAGCUGGAUUUGGGUCCUUCUCCGUGUCUGGGACUUGACCCUCCCAUCUCAGCUUGCCAAUGGAUAGUCCAGCCUUCCAGGUCUCCGCAUGGUGCAGACUACACUGCCAAGCACUGGGCACACUGCUCUCUUUCCUGAGCAGAUGUUCCAGCACCUGCCCAGAUGUAUGUCUGCUGCUUCCCACCACCUUCCUGUCUCACAGCUCCUAGGAAGCCAGUGUGCCUCCUUAGCUGGUACUCCUUGCCAUGGUCAGGUAGGUGGCGUGUGCUUCUCCCUCUGUACAUGCCAGGAUCUGAGCCCCCCCGUUGGGGGUAGAGGGGCAGGAACACAAGGUCAAUGUCCAUUCAUGACUCAGAAACACGAGGUCGUCCUGUGUGCCAGGACCACUCACCACAGAAGGCAAAGGGCUAAGGAGGUAGGAGUCCACAGAAGGCGUAGAGGCCCUACGAGGAGUAUAGGGAAGAACUGGCAAAGAGAAACUGAGGAACUAGGACCCUCCUAGUGACCUUUCUCCCUGCAGUCCCAGAGGAUCCCCUCAGAUGUGCAAGGUAUUCUGCACCCCCGGGGAAUCGAGAGUUAGCAUCAGGUGGGAAAGGGUAUUUACUGCCUGGGAAGCAGGAGACCCAGGUUAUAAUCACAAUAAACAGUAGCUAUUAUUAAAUAAUAAUAGCUGGCCGGGGCGCCUGGGUAGCUCAGUUGGUUAAGCCACUGUCUUCGGCUCAGGUCACGAUCCUGGAGUCCCAGGAUCGAGCCCCG